UUUUUUCCAUUCAAAUGAAAGAUUUUGAUUGUUUACAAUUACGCAGAAAUUAAUUAAUUGGUUUUAUUUAAUUUGUUUGGAUUUUUUUGGUUCACAAGUUUAUUUAGAUUUGAUUGAAAUGUUUGGUUUAGUGUCCAGAAUUGGUAACAACUUUAAUGUUUGUCGGUUGGUCCAACAAUCAUCUCAAUUUAGUGUAACCAGAUUUUCAACCAGUGAUAAUAAUCAAAAGACUGACAAUGUCAAUGGUAAAUUUGAUUGUAUUGAUUUAGAUAAUGGUACUGAACCUCCGAUACCAUUGUACCAACGUUUUAAUGAAAGUAUUGAUGUUAAAAGAGCCCGUUUAUUGUAUCAAAGUCGAAAACGUGGAAUGUUGGAAAAUGAUUUACUUCUGAGUACAUUUGCUCAUCGUUAUUUGGAUACAUUUGAUGGUAAACAAUUGGACAUUUAUGAUAGUUUGAUUAAUAGUCCAUCAAAUGAUUGGGAUCUUUUCUAUUGGGUUGUCGGUAAAAAGGAAACACCAUCAGAAUUUAGUAAUCCGAUUAUGGAUCUACUCAAGGAACAUGCUAAAAACCAUCACAAGGAAAACAGGACUCGACAGCCAACCCUUUAUUAAGGUGAUCGAAAAUCUCAGCAAAAUAAAUAAUCAACAAAUUGGAAUUACAAUUAGUAAUUAAUGUAAAUUCUAUAAUAGAUUUUAGUGUCAAAUUGUAUAAAUUCAAUUAAAGAGGUAAGAUAAAUGUGCUGAUAAAAA
Panonychus citri (citrus red mite) is the source of this 751-nucleotide messenger RNA. Its product is annotated as succinate dehydrogenase assembly factor 2, mitochondrial-like. The transcript has a single exon. Bases 119 to 613 code for a protein of 164 amino acids. The record is from RefSeq and is a predicted model, not a curated record. Gene Ontology annotation, cellular component: mitochondrion. Gene Ontology annotation, biological process: protein-FAD linkage; mitochondrial electron transport, succinate to ubiquinone; mitochondrial respiratory chain complex II assembly. NCBI's taxonomy places the organism in Eukaryota, Metazoa, Arthropoda, Arachnida, Trombidiformes, Tetranychidae.